CGCUACCUUUCAUCAUUCCGGCGAAACCUAUGGGUGCAUGCCCUCUCACUACCAUUCUGUCAUCAAUUCACUACGCCACCGUCUACAGACACGCCUUCGCUCGUGCGCCACCCCUCCCAGCCAUGAUAGACCACAGAUAACGCACUCGCGAAGAAGAUGGAUACAGAAACCGCGAAUGCCCAGGAUCAGGACGCGCGGGUGGACGCACUCUGGGCUACACUCGAUGAGCGUAAGCAGGGCAAGCUGGACAUAGCUGCCCUCAAGAAAGGGCUGCGGAAGCUGGAUCAUCCCCUGAAAAAUGCGGAUCAUCUUCUCGACGAGGUGAUGAAGACUGUCGAUACCGACGGAGACGGGUGCAUUCAGUACAACGAAUUUCGCACCUUCGUGCACCAGACAGAAAAGGAGCUCCUCGCACUGUUCAGGAGCAUUGACUUCAACCAUGACGGCAAGCUUUCGAAAGACGAGCUUCAAGCCGCCUUCAAACGAGCUGGCCUCGCUGUGCCUAGUUCUAAACUUGAUAACUUCUUCCUCGAAGUUGAUGCCAACCAUGACGGGGUCAUUAGCUUUGAGGAGUGGCGCGACUUUUUGCUGUUCAUCCCAGCCACCGUGCCGAACCUGAAGGCGGUGCUGUCGUACUUCUCGGCGACAAUGAAAGUGAAUCUGGAGGGAGAUGUACAGAUUAGCGACGAUUCGAUCCAAGGUUUAGGUACUCCACAACAAUUUCUUCGUACUCUCUUUGGUUCUUUACUUCUUGUCGCUAGAACGCCACCGCAGUCUUCCUUUCCACCCGAUCAAUCCAGCAGCUGCGAAAUGUCUGAAUUCGCUGCCUCCCCCGCGCAAUCCCUCCCGCCACGCCCUGACCUUCAUGACAUUCACCUUCCCAUCACGGAAGCGCAGAAAGGCCUCUGGCAGAGUUUCAAAUCCAUGCUGAUUGCUUGCGUUCCCAAUCCAGGCUAUUUCGUGGCGGGAGGUCUUGCAGGAAUUGUAUCUCGCACUUCUACCGCCCCCCUCGACCGACUUAAAGUCUACCUUAUCGCGCAAACGAGCGUCGCCCAAGAAGCUGUUUCGGCAGCAAAGUCUGGAACUGUCUUCCAAGCUGCCGUGAACGCCUGGAAGCCGAUGGCUGUCGCCACGAGGGAGCUAUGGCAGGCAGGCGGUAUGCGCAGUCUUUACGCAGGUAAUGGCUUAAAUGUGGUCAAAGUUAUGCCAGAGUCAGCGAUAAAGUUUGGCUCCUAUGAGGCUGCGAAGCGGGUUUUUGCGAAGCUUGAAGGCCACAACGAUCCGAACACGAUCCACUCAUGGUCCAAAUUUGUCGCUGGCGGCGUUGGGGGCAUGAUCUCGCAGUUCGCAGUCUAUCCGAUUGACACACUCAAAUUCCGCAUGCAAUGCGAAACCGUCUCUGGAGGUUUGCACGGCAACAAGCUCAUCAUCGCUACCGCGAAGAAGAUGUGGCGUAGCGGAGGCAUCGUCGCAUACUACCGUGGCCUUCCAAUGGGCCUCUUCGGCAUCUUUCCGUACGCAGCUCUUGAUCUCGGCACGUUUGAGUACCUCAAGCGUGCAAUUGCAACUCGCAAUGCUAAGAAGCGCGGCUGCCAUGAAGAGGAUGCUGAGCCUGGAGGCUUCAUGACCGCAGCAAUCGGCGGUUUUUCAGGCGCCUUUGGAGCAAGCGCUGUCUAUCCCCUCAAUCUCCUCCGAACUCGACUGCAGAGCCAGGGCACCGUUCUACAUCCACGAACUUACACUGGCAUCGUGGAUGUCACCCGCCAGACAAUACAGGGCGAAGGAGUCAGGGGGCUCUUCAAAGGUCUUACUCCAAAUCUUCUGAAGGUCGUUCCUGCGGUUUCCAUCACCUACGUCGUCUAUGAUAAGUCGAAGAAGAUGAUAGGUAUCCGCUGAAGCAUUCGGCCCCAUUCUCCAUUUCUAUAAAGCAUGAAACUUUAGGUUCACUUGCAACUUUCUCGCCGUUCCAGCCCUAUAACCUGAGAAGCCUACAUCCAACCCGCCUCCAUUCACCUUAAAUGUCACGCGGCACUUUCAGCCUAAGCUGUGACGAGUGUAUCACCACUCCGGUUUCCAAUUGCACAUAGAGAUACCCCGUUCCAUAAAUUCACCUCUGAACAGGAGGCACGACGUUCCGACGACUAGAAUUCUACCUCUCCGGCUGUGGCCUGUCUCCUACACUUUGCAUCCCUGGGCUUUGGAGCGAGGCGUUUGGAUCAAAUCUUCCUAGGAUAGAUCAUGACAGAUGUUGCAUAUGUCCCCUGACCGACAUAUCGGAUUGUCUAAGGAGGACGAUUAUUGGAGGCUGGGCUGGAUAGUAGCAUGUGUUGUAUCGUAGACCAAUCAAUGAAUACAAGCUUCUAAUGCUAAAGUGCACGCAUACGUUUC
Messenger RNA from Lindgomyces ingoldianus, 2388 nucleotides. Its product is annotated as calcium dependent mitochondrial carrier protein-like protein. The record is from RefSeq and is a predicted model, not a curated record. Lineage: Eukaryota; Fungi; Ascomycota; Dothideomycetes; Pleosporales; Lindgomycetaceae. The coding region runs from base 157 to 1896 and encodes 579 amino acids. Gene Ontology annotation, biological process: transmembrane transport. The transcript is spliced from 7 exons. Gene Ontology annotation, molecular function: ATP transmembrane transporter activity; calcium ion binding.